GUUUCUGAGAACAUCCGGGUACUGCACCACAGCAACCUAUGAGGCCAAAGAUACCAAUAUGGCGGAGGCUUCCUUUGGGAGUUCGAGCCCUGUUGGCUCUUUGUCCUCAGAGGAUCAUGACUUUGAUCCAACAGCAGAGAUGUUGAUUCAUGAAUAUGAUGAUGAAAGAACUUUAGAGGAGGAGGAACUUCUGAAUGGACAAAAGAAUUUCAGGGCAGAACUGGCAGACCUGGAGAGGGAAGGAAACAUGCCGAUUGAAGAGUUGUUGGCCAUGUACCGUUAUGAGGCGUCAGUCAGUACAGGUGCAGGAUCUAGCAUUGACAGCUCUUCUGUUGAACUAUCAGAUGAUCUGCCUGACAUGACGCUAGACAAGGAGGAGAUUGCGAAGGAUCUCUUAUCAGGAGAUUAUGAGGAGGAGACCCAGUCCUCUGCUGAUGAUCUGACCCCUUCUGUUACCUCCCACGAAGCCACAGACUUCUUCCCGAGAACACUCAGAUCCAACAUGACCGAUGAUGGUGAUAAAGAAUCUGAAGGGGAGGAGGAUGGGGUGAGCAGUGAAGAUCCUAGAAAGGAAAUAAUGGUUGGGUGCCAGUAUCAAGCAGAGGUUCCUGUGGGCCUCAGCCACUAUAAGGAUGAUGAAAAGGUGUACGAGGAGGAGGACAAGCUGCUAUGGUGUCCUGACGUGCUGUCAGAAUGUAAAGUGAGAAACUACCUCAGAGAGGCUCUGUCACAGACUACAGACGGAAACACAGACGACUGCACAUCGGAACACAUACGAGAUAAUGAACAGGCCUUGUUUGAGCUUGUGAAGUGUGAUUAUGACACGUGCGAGGCUCUGACACGAUACUGCAGAAAUGUGAGGACGUCAAAAGAAGAAUCACCACCAUGGUCAGAGGAUGAAUGCAGAAACUUUGAACAUGCACUGCAGAUUUACGAGAAAAAUUUCCAUCUUAUUCAGAAACACAAGGUUCAAACACGGACUGUCGCAGAAUGUGUGGCUUUUUAUUACAUGUGGAAAAAGUCUGAACGUUUCGACUACUUCGCCCAACAGAAUAGAUUUGGCAAGAAGAAGUACAGCAGUUACCCGGGUGUGACAGACCUGAUGGAUCGGCUGGUGGAUGAGGCGGAAGGUCUGGCGAUGGACAGCACGUCCUUGGUUUGUUCAGGUGGAGCUGGAGGACGAAUCGAGACCUCGGCAGAACAACAACUAGGGCUGCUUAACUCCAUCACUGCCAGUGACCUCACAGCCCUUAGUAACAGCGUAGCAACCGUGUGCAGUGGUCCCGGAGACGUGAGCUGUCUGGACCUCCCUUACUUUUCCCCUCUGGAGAGUUUACACAGAGGAGCCCUGAACCAUGGCGAGCAGAUGAGCUAUGCCCCAAACGGAGACAGCAGCUGCGCCAACAUACUGGAUUCCGCCUUCUACCGGUCCGACCUGAGCCAGAUCGGCAUGUGCGGCACCAAAGACUCCGAACGACCCUCCAAGAGGCUCAAGAUGGGCCUCACAGAGUCUUUCAUAAACGACGUGUCCAUUUCUAACCUGGCCGUGGACUUUGAGGGCAGACGAACACAUCGCAUCACGGGAGCCACUAUGGCCGUGUCGGUCACAGACUUCAGCAGUAUAGGGGGUGGCGACCCCAACGGUUUCAUCAGCUCCCACUCUCGACAUCACCAGCACACCGCACUUCAGUCCGACUGACUUCCUGUUGCCAUCCGGAUCCACAGUCACCCACUCGCUGACUAUUAGUUGUUUUUUAAUUAUAUAUAUAUAUAAAUAUACCUUUUGGUCUUUUUUGUAAUAUGACAUCAGUGAUGUCUUUAUUGUACAGAGCUAAGAAAUCUUGGUUUCUCAAGAGUUUAAAUAGCCAUUUAUUUUUCUGGUCCUUCAGAUAUUUAAUAUUUUUUCCGUCUACGAUGAUAUACAGCUAAACCUAAAUGCUGGAGCAGAGAGUUGUGGACUCGUACUGUAGUCAUCUCAACGCCUGCAUCUUUCAAGAUUUACUGUCCUGCAAAAAAGUCGCUGCCGCCGAAAACUGCGCUGUUUCUUGUCGUUUCCGUGUAUGUGUGUUCGUUUAGAAAUUGGGUACUAUUUCCGUGUUUACAAAACCCAAGAUCAUGUAGUCGUUGGGAAAUGUAGCAUUUUGUAUAUCACAAACCUGGCAUUUAUAAUUGAGAAUAAUUAACUUUUUGGAGCAAAGAAUACAUGCUAAAACAAAAAGCACUUCUGGUCACCGAGGCGUUUUUCAUGUUGCCUGCAUGCCCACAUUUUCCUACAAACCCUUGAGGUUUCCAUAUUUUUAAGCUUUAAUAACAUCCGAAAACAAGUGCGUUUGUUUGAACCUUUUGAUGAUCAGAAAAAUAGGGCAGGAAAGGCAUAUUUUGCAUUAUGUCUCAAUUUUCCAGAACUUUAAAGUAGGAUUAAGAUGCCAAUGAACAAUGAUUGAAACUUGUUCUCUUGCUGGAAACUUGUGAUGAGGGGCUGAAAAAUCUAGAUCUUCAAUAGACUGAAGCUUGUUGGUUAAGUACUAAAAGCUGCAAGGGAGUAUUAUGAUUCAGGUGGUGCUAUUAAGUCACCCGUGCUUGACAGUAUUAGUAUAAUUUAAACUGUAUAUAAAUUAAACUGUGAGACGUUCCCCAGGAGGCGGUUUUGCUGGUGCUCUUAACUGCGUAUGCUUCGGUACAGAUUAACCAGUGUUUUUCAGUUAUGCAUUAUGUAGCUGCCAGAAAUACUAAGAAAACCUUCAGAAUUGAGCUAAUUGUAAUUCUUGUUUACCUGCUUUGUUUUUCCUCCCAAUUUUGCCAAGUUCAUCAACAUUUUUGUAUGCAUGGAGCAGAUUGUACUCUUUUGUGAUGUUACAAACUGAUAAACAUUACAUGCCAAAAAUCAGUCCGCUCGACACACUGUAUCAAAAUCCUUUCUGCUCCUUGCAUGCAAAAAACAAACAAAACUAAAUUACCAUAUAGUUCAUUUAAAUGCUUUGACUUUGGUUAGGGUGAAUGCAAAAAUGAUAUAAAAAAUGUUUAUGGCAAUAAUAUGUAGAUAUGUAGAUUGUUCAUUGAAUUUUCAUUGAUUGUUUGUAUUGCCUUUGUUUUGUUUACGGAAUUAAGAGACGUCAAAAUUGUGCAUGCUAGCAUCGGUUGUUUGAAAAAAUGGCACCGAUUAGAGAAAUUAUUUUGUGUGGCACCUUUUGGACAUUCCCAUGCAAGUCUCUCUUAUUUUCACUUUUUGAAGAAAAUGUUUCUGUCAGUAAGUAGAAAGGUUUACCAUCAUUACCUUGACUUUUAAUGGCUGCUAUCAGUAAUGUGAAGAGUUUGUUGAAUGCACUGCUGUUGCAAUUAUAAGUUGAAUUGAAAGUCUUGUGCAUCUACAUUGUUAAUACGUGGUAAAGUACUCAUUAAUAGCAUGUUUGCGAUGACACUGAUUUAAAUGGAUCCAUGGAUACCAAUAUUCAUUGACGGGGUUUGAAAGCACUACAAAGAUUUUGUAAGAAUUUUCUUUAUGGUCAAAAUGCAGAUUUUGUUCUCAGUACACAAUGUAGUACUUAGUGCUCAUAUAAAGUUUAACUUUUUUAUUUUUGUACUUUAAAAGUCUUUGCGCCUAUUAUUCUGUAUAGGUAUUAUUACUUUUAUAAAUGCACAUUUAUGUUUAUUCAGCUAGGUUUGCUAAAGUACAGACUGUAAGGCAAACUAAAAGCUUACAGGUUGUUUUGACCUAUAGAAAUAACACAUCUCAAAAACAAAUGAUAUUAAGAAAAGUUUGGUGAUUUUGGGUGUGCGCGUUUUAUUUGAAUUUCAUUUAGAAAUUGUAAAUACUUAUUAGGUAGAGAUUUCACAUUCAAACAUGGGGGAAGUGGUAAAAUUUGUUAAGACCAACAAAUCCUAUAAAUGUGUAUCCAUAUAUAGGCCUACAGACAAUCAUAACAUUAAAUUACGGAGUUAUUCAAACAGAUAUCUCUAUUGUUUAUAAAAUAUGUACAUAUAAUUGCUUUGUUUUGCAUUAUUUUGUAUUUUUGUUGUACUUUAUUACUUGGUGUAAAAAGUUCCAGAAAUAAAAGCUCUGGAUACAUGUAAUUUGUGGUAAUUCUACUCCGAAUGCAACAUGUUUUACCAUGCUUAAAUCAAACAGAUACACAUUUUUAUUUGUACCUUCAUGAUUUAGGGGCAAGA
This is a messenger RNA of Triplophysa rosa, 4167 nucleotides long. RefSeq names its product mesoderm induction early response 1, family member 3 b (gene mier3b). The transcript is spliced from 13 exons. NCBI's taxonomy places the organism in Eukaryota, Metazoa, Chordata, Actinopteri, Cypriniformes, Nemacheilidae. The coding region runs from base 59 to 1699 and encodes 546 amino acids. Gene Ontology annotation, biological process: negative regulation of transcription by RNA polymerase II. Gene Ontology annotation, cellular component: nucleoplasm. Gene Ontology annotation, molecular function: transcription corepressor activity; histone deacetylase binding. The record is from RefSeq and is a predicted model, not a curated record.